UCUUUCUGUCCCUCCGCUCUGCGUUGGAGCUGCAGAGCGGAGACCGGCGCGGACGUGGACUGGUUUGCUUUUGGAGGGAGGGCGGUCGGUCGGUGGUCGGUCGGGUGGGGGGGGGCGCGACCAUCAUGCUGGACUUUGUCAUUUUCGCCGUCACCUUCCUGUUGAUCCUGGUGGGAGCCGUGCUUUACCUCUGCCCGCCUUCCCGACAAGCUUCAGGAAUCCCAGGGAUCACUCCAACGGAUGAAAAAGAUGGGAAUCUUCCCGACAUCAUAACUAGUGGCAGCUUGCAUGAGUUUCUGGUCAACCUCCAUGAGAAAUAUGGCCCAAUUGUCUCUUUCUGGUUUGGACAACGUCUUGUGAUCAGUCUGGGGUCCAUUGACCUCCUGAAGCAGCACAUUAACCCUAACAGAACAACGGACCCCUUUGAAACGAUGUUAAAGUCCUUGUUGCAGUAUCAGUCUGGCCUGGGUGGAGACAUGGCUGAGAGCUGCUUGAGGAAAAAACUGUAUGAAAAUGGUGUCACCAAGCUGCUGCCGAGCAAUUUUCCUGUCAUCCAGAAGCUGUCAGAAGAAUUGCUAACAAAAUGGCUAACCUUCCCUGAGUCUCAGCAUGUGCCCCUCAGUCAACAUAUGUUAGGUUUUGCAAUGAAGGCUGUUGCACAGACUGCUAUGGGCAGCAGGUUUGAAGAUGAUCAGGAAGUCAUCCGAUUUCGUAGGAACCAUGAUGUGAUCUGGGCAGAAAUUGGAAAGGGUUUCUUAGAUGGUUCACUUGAUAAAAGCAUGACCAGAAAAAAGCAGUAUGAAGAUGCCCUGAUGAAAAUGGAGCUCGUCUUGAAGAAAGUUAUAAAAGAACGACAAGGAAAGAGCUUCAGCCGACACAUCUUCAUAGAUUCUUUACUACAGGGGAAUCUGAGUGACAAGCAGAUUUUGGAGGACACCAUGAUCUUCUCUCUGGCAGGAUCCAUAAUCACUGCAAAAUUGUGUACCUGGGCAGUCUAUUUGUUAACUACCUCAAAAGAAGUCCAGCAAAAGCUUUACAAGGAGUUGGAUCAGGUUCUUGGGAAGAGCCCUGUUACACAUGUGAAAAUUGAACAACUUAGGUAUUGCCGGCAGGUUUUGAAUGAGACAGUGAGGACAGCAAAACUAACACCAAUUGCUGCCCGGCUUCAGGAGCUGGAAGGCAGAGUUGAUCAGCAUCUGAUUCCCAAGGAGACUCUUGUUUUAUAUGCUCUUGGUGUGGUCUUGCAGGACAGCUCAGUCUGGCCGUUGCCCUACAAAUUUGAUCCGGAUAGAUUCAGUGAUGAAGCUGCUGUAAAAAACUUCUCUCUCCUGGGUUUUUCAGGAAGUCAGGAAUGCCCUGAACUGAGGUUUGCCUAUACUGUUGCCACGGUUCUUCUGAGCGUGAUUGUGAGGAAACUCCACCUGCAGCCUGUGGAAGGCCAAGUCAUUGACACGAAGUAUGAACUGGUUACAUCACCCAAGGAAGAAGCAUGGAUAACCAUAUCCAGGAGGAACAAAGGAGAGGAGUGAAAUUGUUGGGGAGAAGAACCAUUUUGCACUACUGACCCAUCUUCCAGUGCUUCCUUUGAGUCGUCGUAAGGCAUUCUUAGCCUAAAAUAUUUUCCUUCCUUCAUAAAAAAUUCCUUGGAUCCUAUAAACAAAUCUGUAGGAUUAAUGGGAAAACUGGACCUUGUGAGGCAAUGAUUAAUUUGCCCCUCAUUUUCCAUUAACCAGAGCAGCAAGAAGUCACAUAUUCUGACCUAGGGGUCCUCAGCCAUAAAAACCAAGUGUAAGCAGUCACAUUGUGGAAAUGCGCUGUGCAUUUGGAUAUAGGAGCUUUUUUAAAACCUAUUUUUAAAUGAAGUAUCACUCAAGUUUUGAGUUAUAGCAGAGAAAAAACUAAAGGUGAACCAUUGCUCUAAAUUAAGAUCCAAUAUGAGGAAUGGAUUCAUGCAGUUCAAUAAAAGUGGCGGAAGCACACUUCAAUUAAGAAACAUUCCUGUGUCAGUUGAUUAUUUCUCUUUCUUUCUAUCAGGCUUGGGUAAAAAUGUUAGUCAUAACUGCAACCCACUACCAAUAAUGGGAGCAGUUUAUUGGCAGUGCAACUUAACAAAUAUUCCAUUGGUUUUUUUUUUAAAUAGUUUUUAUUAAAUACAAAGAAAAAAAAGGAUUAAAAACACUGAACAUGGUAAAUCGUCUUUGUUUUUAAUGGGAGGAAGUCACAGUUAAUUUUGAGGCCAAGGUGACAUUUGGGGUGGGGAGCUGGAACAAAAUUAGCACUGCUCAUUCUAGACUCAAUGCAUCUUUCUUUUUUUUUUAAAAAAAAAAAAUCUGGGCUUGUCUUGAUAGAUGGGAAAGAUGGCAUGCUAUUUUUUUGUUCUUUCUUUCCUUUGCUACAUAAGUGUUGAAACAAUUGCACUGCCAGUGCAUUAUGUUUUUUUUUAGCAACAGCUUUGAUCAAAACGAUCUAAAGUAGUCUUUAUGUGUAAUUAUGAGAAUUAACAUAUUAUUUGUCAGUUUUUCCAAGGGGAGUUUCACAUUCAUCUAUACCUUUUUUAUAGAGCAGUGCUGUCACUCUGCCUUUCCUACUGCUGAAUUUAAUAGCAAUCUUACCUACUGUUUAAAUAGUAAACUAUAAUAUAGAAAAACCAAAAUCAGUAAAUUGACUGUACAGGGCAAUAGUUUGGAAUAGCAACCUGGGGGUUUUGCUUUCUCUUAGAAUGUACGAUUCAACUUAUGUUUGGUGGGGAGUCAUAUUUGUUAUUUUAUAAAACCAUGCUUUAAAUUUGUAGGGGGAGGGGAGCUUAUUUGACACUUAUCUUUCUCUGGACAGACUGCAUGUAUGAAAAGUGAAGAUGUGUGUAGGUGAGUGCUUGGAUAGAUCUUCCUUUUUUGUAUGGGUGUAAAAUGAGAGAAGUUAAUCUUCAAGUAUUUUCCAGCAUAGCCAUUCUCUAAUAUUCUGAAGUCCACAUUUAAUUAGAUUACUUUGCAGAAUGAUAAAAGUAAUAUACAUCAGAACUGUAUAGUUCAAUAGCCAUAUAUUUUAACUUUUUCUGGAAGGAAUUCAUGGGGUGAGGGUGCAAGUAGACAAUGGACUGGUCUUGAAAGUUUUUUUAAGGUUCUUGCCAAGGAGAUCUUGUUGUACAACAGUAUAGCCCAAGUAAAUACACCAACAUUAUCUUAGACAUCCUGUUUAGUAAAAUCCUGUUCUUAUUUGCCAUCAUUCAAAGCUCAUGAAGUAGAAAUGUGGGACUAUCUGAAAGUUGUGGAUGAAAUAGAUUUACUUUCUGUUUUACCCAUCAGUAUCAAAUGUGGAUUCUUUUUCUUGCAUUCAAUUAAUCCAAAUUCUGAUUUAUUGUCUUGCUGUUCUAACUUGAUCCUAGAUUUCUUUGUUAUUCUGAUUGUUUCUUUAAAAAAAGUUUAUUUUAAAUAUAGUUUGACAUAAUUUUGCUUAUUCAAGUUAGCAUGCUCAGAGGAUAACUUAAUGGGCUUUUUCUAUAAAUAGUAGUACUAUUAUUACAUUGUUGAGGAAUUGUAUUUUACUAAAUAUUAACUAUAGUUACUUAUGCUGUUGUAUAUUAUGAAAAAGAAGGCUUCCUCAACGAAUGAUUUCCAAUUUUAGUUGUCCAGAUAUUAGCCACAACUUGCCUGGGCCUCUGGAUCAUCUGGAGAUCCAAAAUUGAGAAUUCUACCUUAAACUGUCCUCAAAACGUCUUGCUGCAGUGAAUGUGGUGCUCUAAAAAGAAUGAUGUUAAAACAAGGCUCACUGAGAAACCAAUUAUUUGGAUGUUCAUGUAGGUAUGAAAUUAGAAGCAGGCAUGGGAUGAAAGUAGGGAAAUAAAAGCUCUUGCUUGCUAAAAAAUGCCAGUGAGGAUUGGACACUAAACUAUAUAAUGCUCUCUAAUUAGCACAGUUGGUUUUAAAGCGGCUUGGGUAAAAAUGUUAUAUAAUUACCAAAAAUAAAUUUUGUCUUAACUUCUGA
Crotalus tigris (Tiger rattlesnake) is the source of this 3981-nucleotide messenger RNA. RefSeq names its product cytochrome P450 20A1. Gene Ontology annotation, cellular component: membrane. Gene Ontology annotation, molecular function: iron ion binding; monooxygenase activity; oxidoreductase activity, acting on paired donors, with incorporation or reduction of molecular oxygen. Lineage: Eukaryota; Metazoa; Chordata; Lepidosauria; Squamata; Viperidae. The coding region runs from base 126 to 1529 and encodes 467 amino acids. The record is from RefSeq and is a predicted model, not a curated record. The transcript has 13 exons.